AUGCGCAACUGUAACCGCGUUCACUUUGUUGGCCACAGUUUGGGUGCUCACGUCGUAGGCAAUGCUGGUCAAGUUGCUGGUCGUCCAGUGCGUGUCACGGGUCUGGAUCCCGCUGGUCCUCAAUGGGGCGGCAACGCCAAUGCCCUGAACCGCAACGCUGGUGUUUAUGUCGAGGCUAUUCACACCGAUGGUCGUGCACUUGGUAUCAUGGAUCCUAUUGCCAACGCCGACUUCUACCCCAACGGCGGCAGAACUCCCCAGCCUGGAUGCGGCCUUAAUAAUGCGUGUGCCCACGGACGCGCUUUCCAGUUCUUUGCAUCCAUACGAUACAAUCGCUUUAUCGGAAGGCAAUGCAGAAAUCUAGCUGAAGCAGAACUAAGCAACUGCACUGGUGCUCAGCUCCGCAUGGGUAACGGAUUAGGCAAACGAGGAAAUGGUCUGUUUGGUCUGAGGACUCUAGCCAACUAGCCUUUCUAA
This is a messenger RNA of Bicyclus anynana (squinting bush brown), 477 nucleotides long. RefSeq names its product lipase member I-like. The record is from RefSeq and is a predicted model, not a curated record. Gene Ontology annotation, molecular function: lipase activity. NCBI's taxonomy places the organism in Eukaryota, Metazoa, Arthropoda, Insecta, Lepidoptera, Nymphalidae.